Henningerozyma blattae CBS 6284 is the source of this 3303-nucleotide messenger RNA. RefSeq names its product Vam6p (gene VAM6). The transcript has a single exon. Bases 1 to 3303 code for a protein of 1100 amino acids. Gene Ontology annotation, cellular component: cytoplasm; fungal-type vacuole membrane. Gene Ontology annotation, biological process: autophagy; endosomal vesicle fusion; vesicle-mediated transport. Lineage: Eukaryota; Fungi; Ascomycota; Saccharomycetes; Saccharomycetales; Saccharomycetaceae. The record is from RefSeq and is a predicted model, not a curated record.
AUGUUUAAACCCUCACUCAUACAAACAAUCUCUUCUCCAGAAACUACGUCCCACAUCUUCAUCAACAAUUCAAAUAAAUUGAUAAUAUCCAAAAAAAAUGGUGAUAUAGACAUCUACUCCAAACAAUCCCACCAUUCUUUUAAAUUCUCCCAAACCUAUUCCAAAUUAUUACAAAACCCGACCCUUUUGCAACAAUGGUACCAUUCCAAUGAACUCUCCAUCAUAAUCGCAAGAUACGACAAUUCAUUGUAUUUUUUCAAUUCCACAAACCUACAACUGUUUGAUACAAUCCAUGAUAAGAGAGGAAUUCAAAAUUGUUGGUUCAUCAAUUGCAACCAUUCUUCUUCCAUCACACACUCCCCCAUUGUCUCAUCCUCCUCCCCCCCCUCCGAUGAUCAAUUCAUCGUAUUCAUUUACUCCAUGAAAUUGAAAGCUCGUCUAAGAUUGAUCAUUUGGCAAAAUAACUCAUACAAAAAAAUGAUCGAAUUAUCAUUAUCCAAUAAUAAAGAAAAAAUCAUAUCCAUCGAUCAUUCAUCACAACUGGGCUUGAUCAUCGUCACAAACAUCUCCAUCUAUUAUUAUUCAUUAACCGAUAACAACACAACUCUAACCAAGAUUAAUACCAUUUGGAAAAAAAAAAUAGAUUCCACUGAUAUGAUCCAAUCGUUACAGAAUUUACAAGAUUUGACAAACGUUGCUUCAAAUACUACUACUCUAGAUAAUCAAUCGUAUCUUUCCAUAGGAAGAUUAUCCAAGAAAUCCUCAAUUACAAAUUUUUGGCAAAGAAGACAUCGUAUCACUAUCCCCAUGGCAAAUCAAUUAACCUCUAGAUUUGUCUUUUCCAAUGGUAAUGAUGUGAUGGUUAUUGAUCCAAUCUCGAAAAACUUGCUUUUUUUAAACCAUGAUGUCACUUUGCCAAGUUUCACAGCAAAAUCACAUUCACAAUUUGUAGAGAGAAAUAAAGAUUUCAAUUCUAUUAAACUUUGUUUUGGUAAUUUCCUUUUACUUUACAACUCUCAAUUCAUUAAAAUUGUAGAUUACAAAUAUGGAUUCAAUUAUGGUAAAUUUAAACUAAAUAAUUCAAAUAUUAAAUCUGUUUCAAUAUUAUCAAAUAAUUUAAUUGCAAUUUAUACUGAAAAUAAUGAUAUUCAAAUCAUUGAACUUAAAUUGGUAGAUUGUAUUAUGACGAACGAUUUAACAAGUGACGAACUUUCCAUCGAUUACGAAGAAGAAGAAGAAGAAGAAGAUAAUGACAAUGACGACGAUGAAGAAUUCAUCAAGCUUUGGAAAAAAGUCAUCUUUUAUACAGAGUUUCUAAACUUAUCAAAUUAUCAUUUAUUUCUACAUAACAACAACAACAAUAGUUCUACCAGUUUCGAGAUUUGUGCUAUAAAACUAAGAGAUUUAACCGUAUUGUGGUGUUUAAACAUUUUUGAUAAAUUACAAUCAUGUUUAAAUGUCAUUCAUAAUCAAGAUUCAGACCCUCAAAUUAUUCAACUACAAAAUAUUAUAUUAAGUUUAAUUUUCGAAAAUUUUAUUAAAUUUUGGGCUCCACCACAAUUAGUCAUCUUAAGAACUUUCCCUUUUAAUAUUUCAAAUUUAGUAAAAUUUUUAACAAACCAAAAUUUUUUCACUCAUAUAAAGAUUUCUAAAAUCUCAAAUCAAUCUUUACCAUUGGAAACUGUUCAAAAAUGGAUCAUACCGUAUUUAACAGAUACUAGAAGACAUUUGAAAACUUUACUCCAAAAGGAUAAAAGUAGCAGAAAUGGUGAUGGUGUAAUAAUUUGGAAUUAUAAUUCUCAUUCUAUUGAACAAUCUAAAGAUUUCUUUAUGAUGGAUGAUCAUGAUGAUGUCUCUUUAGAAAAUCUAUUAAAAUUAAUUGAUACGACACUAUUUUUAAUGUAUUUGAAUUAUAUCCCAUCAAUGGUAAGUACAUUGAUGAGAGUGGAAAAUUCUUGUGAUUUUAAAAUCGUUUAUGAUCAAUUAUUUGAAAGGAAAAUGUUCAAAGAAUUAUUAGAUUUUUAUUAUCAACAUGGUGAACAUGAACAAGCUUUAAAAUUUUUAAUUGGUUUGAAAUCUCAUUUAAAUGAUCAAGAUAAUUAUUCAUCAUCAAAUUUACAAUUCCAAUGGUCUCAAAAUAUUCAAUAUUUAAUUUUAAAUUAUUUAAAACAAUUACCUUUGAGUCUUUUAGAUAUCAUUAUUAAUUAUGCAAAUUGGUUAAUGGAAAAUGUUAAAGAUGAUGCGAAGUCCAAUAUUUUGAAAGAAAUCUUCCUCUUAAGAGCAGAAAAUUUCUCUUAUCAAGAUCAAUUAAAAGUUUAUCAAUAUAUUGAUAAAUUUAAUUCAAAAUUAUCUUUAAAUUUUUUAGAAAUCGUGGGUGCAGAAUCUAAAAUUAUAAAUCCCAAUAUUCAUAUUAAAUUAAUUGAAAGAUAUUUAUUUGAUUUUAAUAAUAAUGAUAAUAAUUCAAUGACAAAAUUGAAAUUAAAUAGUUUCUUAAGAACAAAUAAUAAAUAUAAUCCUGAAACUAUUUUGAAAAUUUUACAAAAUUAUUUAAAUGAGGGGAAAAUUCCAAAAGAUCAAGAAAAUUCAUUCAAAUAUUUAUUAAUUUCUCCUUUACAAAGAUUGGGGAAACAUGAAACUUCGUUGGAUAUCUUAUAUGAUCAAUUAAAUGAUUUUAAAACUUGUUCCAAUUAUUGCCUUCAAAUUUUAAAUUCAAAUUCAAAUUCAAAUAAUGAUAAUAAUGACGAUGACGAUGACGAUGACGAUGACGAUGGCAAUGGUAAUGAUAAAAAUUCUCAAAAUGUUUUAUUAUAUUUUUUUCAAAAAAUUAUUGAUUCUUAUCUUUUAAAUAAUAUAACAACAGAAAUAAUAUUCUUCUUACAAAUACAUGGUAAAAAUAUCGAUACAAUUACACUUUUAGAAUUAAUACCAAAAAACUUUAAAUUAUUUGAUUUAAGUUUGACCUUAUUCAAUUCAAUAAAUAAAACUUCAUUUCAAAAAGAUUAUUCAAAAUUAAAACAAAACUUAUUACAAUUAGAAUUAAUUAAUAUUUCAAAUGAUAUUAAUCAACUCUCUGCAUCGUAUAGCAUAUUGGAUGAAACUUAUUCUUGUCCUGUUUGCAGAAAAAAUUUCCCAAUUUAUACUACUGGUACAAUUUUAUGGUUUAAAAUUGGUCAUCGUAAUGUGGCCACUCAUUAUAAUUGUGGGAAAGUAUUACAAAAUAGAAUUAAUGAGAAGAAAAAAUUGACAACCCAUCAAAAUUUGAAAACUAUUCAAAGUCUUAGAAAUCAAGAUAAUACAGCAUGA